Dreissena polymorpha is the source of this 7010-nucleotide messenger RNA. RefSeq names its product GDP-fucose protein O-fucosyltransferase 2-like. The transcript has a single exon. Lineage: Eukaryota; Metazoa; Mollusca; Bivalvia; Myida; Dreissenidae. Bases 532 to 1833 code for a protein of 433 amino acids. The record is from RefSeq and is a predicted model, not a curated record. Gene Ontology annotation, molecular function: peptide-O-fucosyltransferase activity. Gene Ontology annotation, biological process: protein O-linked glycosylation via fucose.
GGAGACCUUUCACCGUAAGUACGGAGCUAACGGACUGAAACACCUCUGGAGGGAAGGUGUCUUCAGUAAGGUAACCUGCUAUCAACAACUGCCCGCUGCAACCUUCUGUCACCUUGACACUGAUAGCUGGGGUCAGAUCCUCCAGUGGGAACUAGAACGACCUUGAGUGACCUUGAAUCUGGAAAGACCUCUAAUGACCUGAAAUAAUUUGCUUUGGUGUCAUACAUUCUAACAUUUCAAUGUAUUUAUUUAGAAUUAGAUUGGACAUAUAUGUGAUUGAUUGGUCUCGUGAAAUUACUUAUCCUGUUUCUUUUUGAUUGUUGUUUAUGAUUUUGUUAUGAAGUUUAAAGUACUUAAGCUGGCUUUUGAUUAAUAUUAUCAUUCACACAUUGUAUUUUCUAUUUUACGAAUGCUGUGAUCUUUGCACUGCUUAAAUUCUAUGCACAUAAUUUUACCAGUAUUUUACUGCAUUUAAUUAUAUUUGUAACAUUUAUUUACUUAUUCUAACAUUUAUUUACAAUUCUUCUUAAUAUGGCUGGACCAGUUGAUCUCCAAAUUCUGUUAUUGUUACUAUGUGUACACCAAUGUCAGGGACAUAGCAAUGAAAACUUGUAUCAGGCCAAAGACAAUCUCCCUGACUACAGCCCAUCGAAACCCACACGCUAUCUCUUGUAUGACGUAAACCCCGGAGAAGGGUUUAAUCUGAGAAGAGAUGUCUACAUGCGAGUAGCGAAUCUGGUUAAAUUUCUGAAUGAGGAUGAACCGUGGGUGCUUGUGUUGCCCCCUUGGGGACGUCUGUACCAUUGGCAGAGUCAUGAAAUUCCCCUACAGAGCAAGAUCUCAUGGAAACAUUUCUUCGAUAUCAACAGCCUAGCAUUGCACGCACCUGUGAUGGAGUUUGAGGAUUAUAUCAAAGCCAUGGGAAAUAAGGUCGAGCGUUUGUUCUAUCUUCAGAGGUUCAAAGGGGGUUGGACGAAAUGGGAGGAGAAAAUGGAAAUCUGCGAUUGUGUUGAGGAGCCUAGGUACCAUCAGCUGGCCAAUGGAAAGUGGCGGGGACAGUUCUUUGGUUAUGAGGACUUUGUUGCUGAUAAAUUUGAUUGUAUGUCGACUCAAGCGUACCUGCUGACCUUUAAGCCGUUCUUGAUGAAGAAUAUCACUGCUAGAUCAGUGUUUCUUGAUAGGGCAGAGUCGAUGAUUCAUGGUCAGUACAGCGAGUGGUCGCGUGAGUGGUGGACAGCCAGACGCAGCAUGGUGUUCGCUAAACCACUGAGGGAUAUCGGUGACAAGUUCAGGAAAGAGUUCCUUGACUCUGACGAUAUAUCGGAUAAAACUGAACUUGAAGUCUGGACAAAUAUGAAACGAAACCAUGGUGAUGCAAAAGGAGGUCCGUAUAUUGCUCUUCACUUUAGAAGGAAAGAUUACCUCUAUGCACAUGGAAAAGAGGUGCCCAGUCUGGAAAUUGCUGCAAAACAAGUCCUGAAAUAUUUGAAAAAGUACAAUUUGAAGAAGCUGUUUCUUGCCACGGAUGCCCCAAAUGAGGAAGCAGAGGAGUUCAUGAACAUCUUGAAAAAAUCUCAAAUCAAAACUUACCGUUACAGGCCAUCAAUAGACAAUCUCAAGGAACUGAAGGAUGGAGGGGUUGCAAUCAUAGACCAGUAUAUUUGUGCUCAUGCCCGCGUGUUCAUAGGAAGCUAUGUCUCCACCUUCACCUUCAGAAUCCAUGAGGAGCGAGAAAUUUUGGGAUUCAAGCAGGAGGCUACAUUCAACCGAUUGUGUGGUGACGAGGAAGGGGAGGAGUGUGAACAGCCAACAAAGUGGGAUAUCAAGUAUUAAACAGCCAACAAAGUGUGAUAUCAAGUAUUAAACAAUAUUUUUAUCCACUGCAAACUAUUUUAAUAUAUUUUUAGAAAACCAUUUUAACAAUUGUUAGUUCCUGAUGAAAAACACAUGACUUUGUAACAUGCUGAAUGUUCUUAACAAAUACAGAUAUUUUACUUUGUUGCAAUAUCUUUUAAUUGCCAACUGCUUUUGUCAUGACUGCAUGAUUAGUCCCAGAAUUUGUCUUUUAACCUAAUGAUAAUGACUAAGUCAAAUCUAAAUAUUGCUCAGAUACAGUUUAUUGAUGUUAUAUAAUGAUGGUGUAAGUAAGCGUUGUAUAUGGGCAUAUGAAAGUAUAAACACCAGAUACUGCCCAUUUGUGAACUAAACACGCUAGACGGCGUGGUGUAUUGUUAUUUAUGAUGUUUCAAGUCACUUAUUGUAUUAAACAAAACAAGAUACUGGGCACAAGAAUUAGUAACAUAGUUUUGAGGGUUUAUUAGUAUUCACUGACUGAUUGUGAUUUACACUUUCAUUUCACCAAAAAUUAUUAUUUAUGAUUUUUACCCAAAAUUACUAUUUAUGAUAUUUUUUGUAUGGCUUGCUUUACAAAAUGUUAUGAUAAAACUCUACCAAAUUUAGAUUUGAUGGAAGGAUUAAGCAUAUGUCCAAAUGUUAAGCAAUACCACAGAAAUAUGUAAUAUAUGUAAUUUUACAUCAUUUAAGUAACUAAGGAGCUUUAUUUUGCUUUCAUUCUAUUAUUCCAUAAGUCAAAUACCAGCUUUCUUUGCCAAUUUGUAGUGUUUUACGUUUAAUGUACACAUAUAAUGUAUUUAUCUGUAUUCAGAUCUACUGUAUUUAUUGAUGUGUUCACAUUUUUACAUGAAACAAAUACUGGUCUCAGAAUAUGUCAUUUAUACCUAUACAAUGACAGUCAAGAUGGAAAUGUUGAGCUGUUAAUACCUUUACCAUAAAAUUUUAUUUAAAUCCCAAUUUACUACUUUUACUUUUUUCAGCUUACAUUAGCACAUGGUGACCUUUUGUGAUCAACUCAUUUCCAUUGUCUAUCAUAAUUAUUUGCCUUUUGAAGUAUAAUUCCGCCUUAAUGGACAUGUCUUCAUUAAAUAUGGUAAAAUAUUUGUCUCAGUUAUAUCUGGGCCCAGCUCAAACCUGGGUCAUCUUAAGUCAAAAAUUUGGUCAGUAGGUCAAAUUAAAGAAUAGGCUGUGAACAACCUAAAAGUCAUAAUUGUUUACGCGAGCUUCAUGAAACUUGCUGAGAACAUUUAUGCUAAUUAUUUCACCACUGAGUGAGAUAUGGUUUCUGUCAAUCGAAAAACAUACAGAUUUCUUUAUGUUGCUAUAGUAAACCAAUUGAACCCUCAAAAAGUCACAUUUUUACCUAUCAUUGUGAAACUUGCUUGAAAUAUUUAAUUAAUGUAUUGUUAUAAUAUAUGGGCAGAGUUGGAAAAUGAUUGUGGUGUGUUCAAAAAAGGCUGUAAGAUGUUGGGGCAAUUUUUCUUUAUUAUAUGAGUCUGUUGCCAGGGGCGUAGCUGCUAUUAGGCACAGCUGGCCCGGGCCUACAAUUUUUUUGGAAACAUGAACAAAAUAAAAAUGCUUCUACUUCGAAAAAUGAAUUAAAAUGUUGAUGCUGAGGGGGUGAGGUAUUAGAAAUCUGCAUUUCAUAUUGCCAUAAUCCUCAGACAAUGGAUUCUGGUCGUGUUCAAAGGACAUAUCUUCCAAUUAGCAACUCUACUUCUUUCUAUGUGCAUAGAUUCUAGCUCGCUUCUUUUCACAUGACUUGCUGUUACUACAUAGAUCUACAUCUACUUGUCUCCCUUUCAACACUACAGUAAGUUGUAAUCGAUUAUCGUUGGAUUUUUAAGAAACAUUCCGAAUGAUGUUUAUCACCGCGGAAAUUUAGAAUGGAGCUUUUGCCCACGUAUCCCGAUCCAUCGACUGAAACCGGGUCGGUUCGGUCCCUUGAUGCCGAAGAAAAACAAAAUUUAGUUCUCUGACAUUGAGAUAAAACAGUAAAAUAUCAAAGAAAAACUGGUCAAAGUUUUAUAUUUUUUUAUCGUAUUAUUUGUCUAGAUAUGCUUUAAAUCUCACCACAGGCGUUAUAGGAUUUCGAAAUUUUCAGCGGGAGGACGCCCGGACCCCCAUUUUUAUGUAUCAUAUCAGGGCCUACAGCUAAAAAAAAUGCUAGCUACGCCCCUGGUUGCGAAACCUUGUUAACACUAUCUGCUCAAAACACUGCAUGAAGUUCCUUGGGUCUCAAGUGAGCGCCUUGGAGCAUUUAGUCCUCUUGUUGAUAAAUUGUGUUUGAAUGGUGUGUCAUAUUUUAUUAUUUGUGUUUGAAAUAUGUUACUUGUUAAUGAUAAUUAAUAUAUAUUUGUGAGGGCAUGCCUGUUGAUGAUUUGAUUUUAAUGUGAUUCAGUUUUACUAAUUUUACAAUUAGUUUGUGAUUUGGUGUGUGGUUGGUUCAGAUGUCACAAUGUCUUACUACAAAUAAAGUUUAACUACAGAAUUUUAGUAUGCGGUACUGAUUUCCUCGGUCUUUUUAUGCCAUUAAGACUGUUCACCUCUGUGCAGUUGUUAGUUCUUUGAAACCUUUAACUCCAAAAGCGAAAUGCUCUUAACACAGUACAGUGCAAAUGAUAAAUUAUAAGUAGCUAUAAAAUUGAAUCUUUAUAUACACCAAUAAAUUCAAUAUUCAAUUAUUUUCAAUUUGUUGAUACAUUUAUUUGUAUUGAUUUAUAUUGAAAAAAAAAAUAGAAACAUAUACAUUUCUUCAAAAUAAAACACCAAUAUGCAUCCAAGACACUCUAUGCCAAAACAAAAUCUGGUGGUUAGAGGAUGUCCCCAGACCCCAAAGGCAGUGGGCCUACACUUUUAUUAAGCACAAACUACGCCCCUGGAUACAUGGAGUAUCAUUUUACAUCUCUUAAGACCCGCCAGGAUCUCUACUUGAUAAAAAAAAAUAAUUUAAAAAAAGCAAUAUAAUGAAAAAAAAAACUGACUUGUUCACAGUUUGUGAAAGAGACUAUUUACAAAAAAAAGAAUCAAUGUUUUAGAUUCAAACAAGCCAGAAAACACUAAGAAUAGUGUUGAAAUUAUAUGUUUGUUGUACAUGUAUUGUUGAUCAUCAAUCAAAAUCAGAAAUAUAAUCAAGUGUUUGUAACGCUUUUUAGCUCACCUGAGCAAAACACAUGGUGAGCUUUUGUGAUCGCCUUUUGUCCGUCGUGCGUCGUCUGUCGUCAACAUUUUGCCUUGUGAACACUCUAGAGGCCACAUUUAUUGUCUGAUCUUCAUGAAACUUGGUCAGAACAUUUGUCUCAUUAAUGCUUCGACUGAGUUCGAAACUGGGUCAUGCUGGGUCAAAAACUAGGUCACUAGGUCAAAAAAAAGAAAAACCUUGUGAACACUGUAAAAGUCACAUUUGAUGCCCAAUCUUCAUGUAACUUUGUCAAAAUGUUUGUCUAAAUGAUAUGUUGGUUAAGUUAAAAAACGGUUCCUGUCCGUUGAAAAACAUGGCCGCCAGGGGGCGGGGAAAUAUUCCUUAUAUGGCUAUAGAGAAACCUUGUGAACACUCUAGAAGUCACAAUUUUUGCCCAAUCAUCAUGAAACUUGGUCAAAACAUUGGUUUCAUUGAUGUCUUGGACGAGUUCGAAAAUGAUUCAGAUUGGUGAAAAAACAUGGCUGCCAGGGGGCGAGACAGUUUUCUCUAUAUGUAUAUAUUAAAAACAUGUGAACACUCAGAAGUCACAUUUUUGGUCCAAUGUUCAUGAAAUUUGGUCAGAAUAUGUGUUUUCUGGAUAUGACGAUUGAGUUCGAAAAUGGUUUGGAUCGGUAAAAAGCAUGGCCACUGGGGGGGGGGGGCAUUUUCCUUAUAUUUAUACAGUAAAAACAGCUUGUGAAAACAUUAGUUUAGCAUGUCAAGGGAAGUAACUGCAAAAUGGCUUUUGAAAAAUUAUGAUGAAGUUGUCUCCCUUUUUAAAAUAUUUUUUUAAGCACUAGAAGAUUAAGUUGAAUUAAAUAUUAAUAAUAGUUUUACAUUCUGGAAGAUAGCAAACUUUUGAAUAAGCGAGACUAUACGAUUUUUAUAUGUGUUUAAUUGUAAUAAAUUGAUAAAUACACAUUACAAUAACACAAAAUAGGCAAGAUAUUAAAGACGAAUUUCAUAAAAUGCAGCAAAGACAAAUUAGCGCCCCGAGCCGAUGGUGACGAAGAUAUUUCGUACAUAUUUUCUUACAAUAACCGAAGAUUUCGUCUUUUAUUAUGAUCGGAGAUAGUGUUUGUGUCGCAUGAAUAGACAUCGCUGCAGGAAUUUAAAAACAACCAUUAAACAUAAUUAAGAUUCACAUCGUACAUGCAUGAUAUACAUUUUGGCGAAUUUGACUGUACAGACAUUUUCGAUUUCAGAACUAAAUAUCUGGCUUAUUUUGCAUUUUUCGACACAUGUUCUUCAUAACUUUAAAAAAAAAAAUUAUAUUGAAAUGUAUGACCUUGUUAACACUCUAGAGGUCAAAUUUAUUUGCGAAUCAUCAUGAAACUUGGUUUGAAGAUUUGUCCCAAUGAUAUGUUGGAUGAGUUUGAAAAUGGUUUUUGUUGCUUUAAAAACAUGGCCACCAGUGGCGGGGCAUUUUUCCUUAUAUGGCUAUAUAUGGCUUUAGUAAAACCUUGUUAACACUCUAGAGGCCACAUUUAUUGUCCAAUCUUCAUGAAAUUUGGUCAGAAGAUUGGUCUCAAUGAUAUAUUGGAUGAGUUCGAAAAUAAUUAUGUUUGCUUGAAAAACAUGGCUUCCAAGGGGCGGGGCAUUUUUCCUUAUACGGCUAUAGUAAAAUCUUGUUAACACUCUAGAGGCCACAUUAACUGUCCGAUCUUCAUGAAACUUAAUAAGAUGAUUCAUCCCGGUAAUAUAUUGGAAGUGUUCAAAAACGAUGCCGGUUGGUUGAAAAACAUGGCUGCCAGGGGCUGGGCAUUUUUCCUUAUAUGGCUAUAGUAAAAUCUUGUUAACACUGUAGAGGUUUAUUUUUUGAUCUUCUUGAAACUUAGUCAGAAGAUUUGUCCCAAUAAUAUCUUGUUAUCUCAGGUGAGCGACUUUGGGCCUUUCAGGCCCUCUUGUUGUUUGCAUUAUUGCUUAAGUAUAAAUGAUGAAUGUUUGGAAAUAAUAAAAAUAGUUUAGUCACAUU